Messenger RNA from Sardina pilchardus (European sardine), 2445 nucleotides. RefSeq names its product protocadherin gamma-A11-like. Gene Ontology annotation, biological process: homophilic cell-cell adhesion. Lineage: Eukaryota; Metazoa; Chordata; Actinopteri; Clupeiformes; Clupeidae. Bases 1 to 2445 code for a protein of 814 amino acids. The record is from RefSeq and is a predicted model, not a curated record. Gene Ontology annotation, cellular component: plasma membrane. The transcript has 2 exons. Gene Ontology annotation, molecular function: calcium ion binding.
AUGAUAUAUCUGGUGAUGUGUCUCUCGGUCGUCAACACCGUUUUUGGGGAUGUAAGCUAUACUAUACCAGAGGAAUUGAAACGUGGAUCAGUCGUCGGAAACCUAGCUAAGGAUAUUGGACUUGAUGCCAAAACUCUUUCAUCUAGAAAGGCUCGCCUUAAUACAGAUGAUGGAAGCAAACGUUAUUUUGAGAUCGAGCGUAAUGCCGGCACUCUCAUUGUUGGAGACGCUAUAGACCGGGAGGAGCUUUGUGGAUCAAGGCCGUCGUGCUCUUUGAAAUAUCAGCUUGUGCUUGAGAAACCACUGGAAAUACACGGCAUAUCUGUUCAAAUUCAGGAUAUCAAUGACAACGCACCGCAAUUUUCAACAGAUCUGAUUAAUCUGGAGAUACAAGAGUCGGCAAAUAAAGGGACGCAGUUUCUGUUAAGCGAGGCGCAUGACGCAGACGUAUUGCAAAACGCAGUGCAAGGAUAUUCCCUCGAAAAGAAUGAUCAUUUUUCUUUACAAAUACGCACUAAUUCAGACGGGAUGAAAUAUAGUGAAUUGGUAAUGGAGAAAGAAUUAGAUCGGGAGCAACAACAAGAACACAAUUUAAUACUCACGGCCUUUGAUAACGGUACUCCACAGAAAUCCGCUAGUGUGGUUAUACACAUAAAUGUGCUAGAUGCAAACGACAAUGUGCCAGUCUUCAGUCAGCCAAUUUAUAGAGUGGAGUUGCCAGAAAAUGCUCCUUUAGACACCGUUGUUGUCACCGUGAGUGCUACAGACGCUGAUGAAGGAAUAAAUGGUGAGGUGACGUAUGAAUUAAGUCGAGUACCUGACAAAGUAGCCAGGACGUUUUCUUUGGACAAAGCAAGUGGGCAGAUUAAGGUGACUGGGCCCAUUGAUUUUGAAAAAGAAAAUAUUUAUGAAAUGCGAGUUCAAGCAAAAGAUGGGCUAGGAUCAGCAUCCAAUGUCAAAGUCAUUAUUGAAAUUACAGAUGUGAAUGACAAUGCGCCAGCAAUUGUGGUCCAAUCAUUGAACGAUGCGGUUCCCGAGAACAGUGUAGCUGGUACAGAGGUGGGAAUAAUCAAUGUCCAGGAUAAAGAUUCAGGUAGUAACCAGCAUAUUCAUUGCACUAUCCAGGGAAAUGUGCCCUUCAAAUUAAAUCCAUCAAUAAAAAACUACUACUCAAUUCUAACAACAGGAGAGCUUGACCGUGAAUUCAUAGCAUACUAUAAUCUAACAAUUACUGCUAUUGAUGAGGGCACACCCCCACUAUCGUCCUUCAAAACUAUACAAAUAUCUGUGUCAGAUGUAAAUGAUAAUCCCCCUGUAUUUGAACAUCAGUCCUACAGUGCAUAUGUGACUGAGAAUAACAAGCCUGGCUCCUCUGUCUGUUCUGUUACUGCGAGAGACCCAGACUGGAGACAGAAUGGCACAGUGUUCUACUCUCUGUUGCCCAGUGAGGUCAAUGGUGUUCCGGUCUCCUCUUAUGUAUCCAUUAAUGGAGACACAGGGGUGAUCCAUGCUCUGAGGGCCUUUGACUAUGAGCAGUUCAGAAGCUUCAAAGUUCAGGUUGUAGCCAGAGACAAUGGUUCUCCUCCACUCAGCAGCAACGUGACUGUGAGUGUGUUCAUAACAGAUGAGAAUGAUAACUCUCCUCAGAUAUUGUACCCUACUCCAGAAGUUAACUCCUUCAUGACUGAGAUGGUUCCUAAAGCUGCUCUUUCUGGCUCGCUGGUCUCCAAAGUGAUCGCUGUUGAUGCUGACUCUGGACAGAACGCGUGGCUGUCAUAUCAGAUCGUGAAGUCGACUGAUCCGGGACUUUUCACUAUUGGUCUCCACAGUGGAGAGAUCAGGGCUCAGAGGGACAUUUCUGAAUCUGACAGCAUGAAGCAGAACCUUGUGAUCUCAGUGAAAGAUAACGGACAGCCCUCUCUCUCUACAACCUGUGCCGUAUAUUUACUCAUCUCUGAUAACUUGGCUGAAGUUCCUGAACUGAAAGACAUGUCUUAUGAGGAGAGCAAUUCUAAACUCACAUCUUAUCUGAUCAUUGCUCUGGUGUCUGUUUCCACAUUUUUCCUCACUUUUAUCAUUCUCAUUGUGGCCAUACGGAUUUGCCACAGGAGAAAGCCCAGACUGUUGUUUGAUGGAGCAGUAGCCAUUCCCAGUGCAUAUUUACCUCCCAACUAUGCAGAUGUUGAUGGAACUGGAACUCUCCGUAGUGCUUACAACUAUGACGCCUAUAUGACCACAGGGUCACGUACCAGUGACUUCAAGUUUGUUACGUCCUACAAUGACAACACUCUGCCUUCUGGCACCACUCUGAAGAGGAGUCCAGGAGACAACAGUGACUGUCUCAACUUCACUUCACUUGACUUCACUGAGAAUGGAUCUAAAUUCUCCACUCUGGUCAUUGCUGUUUUUUUCUGGGCUCCCCUGGAAAUAGCAGGGAAUGUCUAG